This is a messenger RNA of Durio zibethinus, 859 nucleotides long. Its product is annotated as major pollen allergen Lol p 11-like. NCBI's taxonomy places the organism in Eukaryota, Viridiplantae, Streptophyta, Magnoliopsida, Malvales, Malvaceae. The record is from RefSeq and is a predicted model, not a curated record.
UCUUAACGCGUCUCAGCCAGUUUUCAUUUUUUCAAUUUUGUUUAAUUUCAUUCUAUCACUCCAAUUUAUCAUCAAUCUCUUUACCCUUUUCGAUUUUUGUUGCUUAGAAUUUUAAUCUCCAAACUCUGUUUCCAUUUCUUCUUCACAUUUCAAGAGAAAAACAGAAAAAAAAAUAAAGCAAAAAAUAUGGCCAAAAUAUUGUUGCUGAUUGCGCUGUGUGUGCUUCCGGCCCUGGUUAGUGCUACACGCAUGGUGAAGAACCCAUUGGUGGUGCAAGGACCCGUGUACUGUGACCGCUGCCGUGCUGGGUUUGAAACCCCAAAGACUAGGAAUAUGGCUGGUGCCAAGGUGAAGGUGGAAUGCUCUGACAGGAAGACCGGCGAAGUUGUGUACAAGAGGGAGGGAUACACAGACUCAACUGGACAAUACAAGAUUGUUGUGUCUGAGGAUCAUUUGGAUGAGAUCUGUGAUGCUGUUCUUGUUAAGAGCUCCCAGCCUGACUGUGCUCAAAUGUCCCCAGGACGUGAACGUGCCCGUGUGAUCUUGACCAAUUUCAAUGGCAUUGCAUCCAACACUCGUUAUGCCAAUGCCAUGGGUUUCAUGGCUGAUGAGGCUGAAAGUGGCUGCACUGAGAUUUUGAAGUUGUACCAGGAGGAAGAUGAAUAGAGUGUGGUUUGGGGUUAUUUAUGAGUCUAAUUUACUAGUUAGCAUAUGAACUACUUGGCAUAUGAAUAUGCUGUUGUCUGCUAUUUGUUAUGUGAAUUGUUUCGUAAUUUCUCGGUUUAGAGGACGUAUAACUUAUUUUUGAAUUCUAUUAUAAUUCUAAUAUAAAAAUGCUACAGCUUCUGUCUUAGAAGUA